Molecule: messenger RNA, 4036 nt
Organism: Chenopodium quinoa (quinoa)
Lineage: Eukaryota; Viridiplantae; Streptophyta; Magnoliopsida; Caryophyllales; Amaranthaceae
Product: KH domain-containing protein At4g18375-like
Exons: 8
Coding region: 177-1802 (541 amino acids)
Biological process (GO): regulation of gene expression
Cellular component (GO): cytoplasm; nucleus
Molecular function (GO): mRNA binding
Source: RefSeq, a predicted model, not a curated record
AUAAUUGGUAAAAUAGACCGGCUUAUUAGGGUUUGGUUUUCGGAGGUCUAUGCUGAGACGAAUUACAUUCCACGAGUGCGUAUCAAAUCUUCUCUUUCUCUCUCUACCAUCAUCAAUUUUCUCUCUCUUCAAAGUCGAUCUCGUCGCUUAUCCAAGGCAGAAAGUUGUUUCACCUAAUGGCAGGACAGAGAAAUAAUCACGGUAAGCGAGCUCAUUCCCUGGAUCGUUCUGAGAAUGGUAGGAAUAAACGAAGAAGUUCAGGUGAAGAUCCUUUUUCAAUUGGAACAGAUGAUACUGUAUACCGCUACUUGUGCCCUGCGACAAAAAUUGGAAGCAUUAUUGGCAGGGGAGGGGAGAUUGUCAAACAAUUGAGAUUGGACACCAAAGCAAAGAUCAGAAUUGGUGAGACUGUGCCAGGAUGUGAUGAGCGGGUCGUGACGAUUUAUAGUGCGAGUGAAGAAACAAAUUCCUUUGAUGAAAUGGAUUCUCAGGUUUGUCCAGCCCAGGAUGCACUCUUUAGGGUGCAUGACAGAGUGAUUGCUGAGGAUGCAGGUGCUGAUGAUGAGCCUGAAGGUAAUCAAAAUGUUACUGCUCGGCUGCUUGUCCCUUCUGAUCAGAUUGGAUGUAUUAUUGGUAAAGGUGGUCAGAUAGUUCAAACAAUUCGUAGCGAAACUGGUGCUCAGAUACGGAUUUUAAAGGAUGAUCAUUUGCCGGCAUGUGCCUUAAGCACUGAUGAACUUUUGCAGAUAUCUGGAGUAGCUGUAGUCGUGAGGAAAGCUUUAUUCCAGAUUGCUUCCCGUCUUCAUGAUAAUCCUUCACGAUCACAACACAUGCUGACGUCUGCUGUACCUCCUAGUCUGUAUCCUUCAGCAGGCUCACUCAUUGGGGCACCUGGUGGUGCUCCUAUUUUUGCUCCUAUUGUUGGUUCUUAUGGAGGAUACAAAGCUGAGAGGGGAGAUUGGCCUCGUUCUGGUUACGUUUCAUCGAGGGAAGAUUCUUCAAUGAAGGAUUUUUCCAUUCGUUUUGUCUGUCCUACUGCAAAUAUUGGAGGUGUGAUUGGAAAAGGUGGUACUAUCAUAAAUCAAAUCAGACAAGAGACUAGAGCAGGUAUCAAAGUUGAUAGUUCAUCUACGGAAGGUGAUGACUGCCUAAUAACAAUAUCAUCGAAGGAGUAUUUUGAAGAUCAAGUCUCUCCAACAAUUGAAGCUGCAAGGCGCUUGCAACCCAGAUGUAGUGAGAAGAUUGAGAGGGACUCAGGAAUUGUUGCAUUUACAACCCGUCUCCUUGUGCCAUCAACACGUAUUGGCUGCUUAAUUGGUAGAGGAGGUGCUAUUAUCACUGAGAUGAGGAACAUUACAAAGGCUAACAUUCGCAUCCUUUCAAAGGAUGAUCUCCCAAAGGUUGCAGCGGAUGAUGAAGAAAUGGUGCAGAUCUCUGGUGACCUGGAUGUAGCUGAAACUGCUCUUAUACAUAUUGCGUCACGAUUAAGAGCAAACCUCUUUGAAAAGGAGGGGCAAGUGAUGCUUCCUGUUCUUCCUUAUGUCCCCCUUUCACCUGAUGAUCAUGAUUCCAUGCCAUAUGACGGUAGAGAUAGUAAACGACAUGGUCGUGGGCUUUCUUACUCAGGUGGAUAUGGUGGCUCAAAUGAUUUGCCCUCGGUUGAUCACUAUGGUAGCUAUGCUGGUAUACAGAGCACUGGUAGUGGGAGUAAUUAUGGUGUUUAUGGCAGCUAUUCAUCAGGGCGUAGUAGUUCAGGGUUAUCUGGUCAGGCUCCAGGCUCCAGAAGGAGACAAUAUUAUUAAGAUUAGCAAAGAGGUAUCUUCAGCUGAAACUUUGAAGCCCUGAAGCUAGCUUCCUGCCUCCUUUGACGAAGCCUCCUGCUUAAACCAGAAGACCAGAUCUAAAGCGUUUGACAAACAUUUGGCCAACCUUGAUGCUUUUGUCCAGGAGACCAAUUUAUUUGGAGAACUACAAUAUCAAACUUGCCAUGUCCAUGAUACCAAAUUUACCAAGCUCUUUCUAUGUUUCCGGUCCACUGAACCUAUGUAGCCACAGUAUGCCUUGAUUUGUCUUAGUUUGUUCUGCACUGUUAUUCAACUGUUCGAAAACGUUUACCGCUGUAACUUUUCAUAGGGUUUGAGUUGAUAAUUUUUCCAUCUUCCUAUUUGUUUCCCAAAACUUAGUGCUGAGUGUUUUCCCUUUAGUUGUCAUUGCACUUUAAUACCCAGAUCAUAUUCUAGAGAUAGCCCUUGAUGUUUUUAUAAUUCCUGUAGUUGGGUAAGUUAUUGAUAGUUUAAUCAGUGCUAUGCUUCCGGCAUUUAUCUCAUUGCUGCCAUCAUUUACCUUUACUCUUUUUGCCAUUAAUUCGACUUUGUGCUAUUUAUUCGACAGUCAUACUUAUUUAAUUGUAGGUUGCUCUUGCAAAUUUAUUAACAUUUUGGCUUAUUUAUUUUGCUGGUUUAGUCACCUGAAAGUUGGUUUUUGUUCUUUUAUGUUUUUAAAGAGGGGUGCAGCAAUUGUUUUAGACAUGAUGUCUAUUAGAAUUAAUAGAGAAGUUCUGUUACUUUAAGAUUAUAUAGCUUUACUGUGAAGUGUAAUGAAAGUGGUAGGUUUAUCUACAGCUAUAAGAGAUCCAAUACAAGCUUUAGAGUGUGUAUAUGUUCUACAUUAGGGUUGUGGCCUGUGGGUCAAUAAUAUGAUGAAGGUAAGUGGGAUUGUAGACAACUGUAAAUUCCUGUGACAAAAGCCUGAAGUUCGUAUUUAGAAUCUAGAAGGAUUAGACCUCUGUUUUUGGUUUUGCAAUUGGGAAAUUGUCUCUAGUACUUGGGGUAGACUAUCUUAUCUGUGGUGUGUUCCAAGCAGCUGAUAACAGUUGCUUUAUGUCGUCUCUCUUGCUCUUUCUCCCAACUCCAUUGAACAUACUCCAAACUAUUCUAUAAUCCUUAGUCCAUACCUCUCUUCUCAUCCUUUACCUGCUUAGAAUCUACCUUGGUCUAAAUUGUUAUUUUGCGCGAUAGGGUAUAUUUGAAGAUGUUAUGUUAUUGACCUUUCAGUCCUUUUGAGAUUUAAAGGUUAGCUUGUUUUGUCAAGCUCUAGUAGGAUCCAGGGAUUAAGACCUAAUUUUCAGACUAGUGAGAUUUACAAUGGAAGAUUUUGUUUGAGUGGUGUCAUUUUGUACCUUGCUUAAGGCUAUGUUAAGUUCUGCUUCUUUUUUUUCCUGCCUUGCUUGUGGAUUAUAUGUUUUAAAGUUACUUGACUUUUAACUUUUUCGGCUACCGUGAUUCCUUGUGGAGAUAUGUGCCCUCCCCUCUUCUCAAAUAACAUAAAACUACCUACGAUGUGGGAAAUGUUUUGAUUGCUGAGGAAUAUAGUUUUGUGUAUUUAUCUGCAAUGGGCAAGCCUUUCUGGCUCGUUUGAUUGGCGAUAUAAAUGGGGGAAUGAAAAUGAGGUGGUCUAUUUUUGUUACUGAAGUCUAAUCACUUUCACUUAGCACUCAUCAUUUAAAGUGAUUAUUAUCCCCAUUUAUUCGCUUACCUUACGAGUUGCUAGUGCUUAAGAAGAGAAUAUUUCAUGUUUGCUGGAGUCCCUGCCUUUGUGUAGUAUAUGCUAUUGGGUUUGCCCCUCUUCUUCACCAAAAAAAAAAAAAAAAAAAAAAGCAUAGCGGGCCCGUGCAGCUAUUUUAGGGCUUAAGUUUCAGAUUUGCUUGUUACACGUAAGUUAUGGAAGUGCAUCAGUUGAGAGAUAUAGCAGAGGUUGGGCAACGAUGAAGUUUUAUCUGAAACAGAAAUUCACAGAAAUUUGUUCGCUCGAUUGCAUUGAGAAUGUGAUGCCCUGAAUAAUCAGGGUGUAGGUGAUUUUACUGGCUGUUCAUAGCUACGCAGUUUAAUUUGUAUAAAUAUAUGGAUGUGUAUAAUGUAAUUUUGUAAUUUAUGUUUAGUGAAUUAUUUUUGUUCUAAACACGGAAAAUAAGAAAUUGGGACUAAUGUAACUUGUAUCUGAUAUCGUUUAUCCUUAAGAAAGUAUCGUUAACUUGGUA